Molecule: messenger RNA, 4514 nt
Organism: Amoebophrya sp. A25
Lineage: Eukaryota; Dinophyceae; Syndiniales; Amoebophryaceae
Source: the annotation of a GenBank genome assembly
AUGCGAUCGCUGUUUUUCCUAGAAUUACACGAUGAAGAUGCGUUUGUAGCUGAAGUCUCAAUGUUGCUGCAUCAGAGACUUCAGAACGCGGUCGCACGACAUCAAUAUCUUCGAAAAAAACAAGAGGACGGAGGAGCAGGGGGCGAGCGUGGUUGUACUUUAGACAUCAUGCUUUAUUUGGAAAUUGUUGAUGAAUAUAAUUCGUGUUCAGGUUUUCGUUUUGUUCUUCAAUACAAACAGUUAGUACUAGAAAAUCCCACCUCCACCCCAACAGCUUCGAACGCGUGGAGCAAAGGGCAAACUUCCGCAGCCUCGAUGAAGAACCCAGCAUCCGGCACAGCCGCAAAUGACUCAUCAACCACAGCGGUGAAAACCACUUCCAAACACCAGAGUCGGUUUCAAGCCGUUCUGGCCAGACUGAAAAACUUCCGCGACGAAGACCACGACCACGCUAAUAAAGGUGGAGAAAAUAUCCUCGCUUCGGCGAGGAUAUCUGCAGGACAGAUGAAGUUUCUCAACGUAGUAGAGAGAGCGCAGAAAGAAGUAGCAGGUCCGACGCAGUGGGCUUUCGCAGAGGAUUUUUGGGACGAAUUGCAUGCCUAUCUCGGCCUCGUCGGGGAUCAGGAUUAUGAUAGUACUAAGAAGAAUGAAGAACAAGGUGGAGGAGAUCGGAAUUGUACACUUGUACUCGGUGGUGGAGAUACUCACGAUUCUCGUGGAAGUUGGGCAGUGGUAAACAGCGCUUCCCCCGUGUCAGGAGUAGGAUCGAGGAGAAGUAGGCCUACAGGUUCUCGGUCGAUUAGGAGACUCACAAAUGACGACAAUUGUGAUGUAGUUGAUAUGCGUAAAAGUCGAACAGCUACAGCAGUUGUACGAGGGGAUGGCACAACAACGUGCAAGAACCACCAGCACAGCGACAAGUACACUACGAAUGUUCAGCAAGAUCAAUUUCUUACAAGUGCUGCUUUGUCUGGUUUGAAUCUCAGAGAAGUAGAUCUGCUCUUCUGGACCACUUUGGCUGAUCGGUCGAGGGCAUUUGCCGACGUGAGUAAGAACGUAAAGCCUUCUUCGACGUCUUCCAGCGCUACUUGGGGUACUUUGGGUGGCCGUCUACUCCAAUACUGGUGGAUAAACAGCGCUGAAGAGGUAGAACAAAAAAACACUGAAGCUAAAGAACACUACGAAAACGAAAAAAUAGCUAGUUCCUCAUCUUUGGUUCUCACAAGAAACACUACCACGUCUCCUGUCUUUGAUGCUCGAGCAUCGAUUGAAGCGCCAGAUGAUGAGCAAGAUGAACAAGACUUAUUUGAAGACGUGGAUCCUGUAAGCCUUACUGUGGGAGACCAUAGAAAACGGCGCACGACAACGCGACCUAAUGCCGCAGUCGCAAAGCGUCGAACCACACGACGCACAGUGAUCGGCGGACAGGCUUCUACCGGGGACAGAGACGGGAUCAGGCCCUCCCUGAGGUGUGCUUCUGACGAGAGCGACAAGCAUAAUCAGGAUCGUGAAACUUCUUCUAAGACACGUCCAGGCCCUUCCUCUACGACAAUUUUCGGUCGCAUGCGUAGGUAUGUUUUUCCUGCAUUAGGGAAGGUCCGAUUGCUGUCGAAGGAAGUAAAAGCGCCUAGUGAUGAUGAAGACAUUGAUGCUGGCGGCGAUGGUCUACGUUUACCAUCUGGUGUGACACGAGUGGGUGCUCCGCCACGGAGUGGCAAUGUAGGGGGUCGGAAUCGUCGUGGGAGUACUAGGCUUUCGUCCAGCGUAGCCGCAGAGGGUCUAGGACAUCAGACCCAGCACGAAAUAGUGCUCCAUGAUCCUCGUUCAAGCUGCGAGCAAGCGGCUACGCGGAAAACAAUUGUUGAGACACGAGCCGUGGGCAGAGGCAUGGGGUCUCAGCCGGCAUUUUUAGUGAAGGAAGAAGACUCGGAACAUCAUAAUAAUACGAAAAAACAAAAGACUCACAGAAAGUCUUCGCGCUCGCCGUCCAGGCGAACUGGGCAUACCCGAUUUGGAUGCCCAAUGAUCGCGACUUCUACGUCGAUAUGCACUAGUAAUUACGAAUUUCCGAACUCAUCAAGCUCCAGUAUGACGCCAAGAAGAAAAACUUCGAUACGAACGGUGCCCGCAUACAUCAGCCAUUACGAGAACGCUUCUAGGUGGCUGCGUCGAACUAGGAUCUUCCGAGAACGUUUAGCGCUAGCACGUCUCGAGAAGGAGAUGCUCUUGGGGGGUUCUAGUUAUUUCUCGUGUAAUCUAGUAGUAGAAGGUAGUUGUACUACAAGCAAUAAUCUUCAACGUACCCGUCCUCGAGCAGGGACAAGUAGAAAAACUGUUGCUCCUGCUCCUUUUGAGGAGCACCAAAGACAAGUGGUCCAGGACUAUGAAGAAGAUGGCGAGCUUGAAGAACAUGAUACAACUACACCUUCUACGACCCCUCAUCACCCGCAUCAAGUUGCCAGCUUCAACAUGCACAGGAACAACAAGAUGAUAAGCCUCGAGAAGGACCGCAACCACUUGAGACAGCAAAGAACAACGUGUCUGCAUCGUCUGGAUUUCCUGCUGGGCAACAUCCCAGUCUCCGCUGAUAUUCCGACUGAAGUGAGACUGGAGUUCGAGAACCGACAGGAUGAAGUGUUUGUUGGGGCAGCGCGAAAAAUGCAGUACAGAAUGCCACGUGGAUUGUUGGCGAAAGUUCUGGUAGAUCUUGGCGGUGGGGGUGGGGAGGAGAACGAGAAGACGACUGAUAUGACGACAAAGAGGAAAAAUGGGGAGGAUGAUCGUGAUACUAAGAUGGCCUCAACAUCAACAUCCUCGUCCAAACAUGUAGGAGGUGUAGGUGAACAAGGCGGUCAAGAUGAUGCGACGCUAAUGCUCCUAGGGGUGGACGACGAAACGCGCUUUAGACCAACAUCAGUAGAUCCUCAAGAUGCAGAUACUUCAACAACUUCGAGUGCUCCUGCUGUUGGAGUUUUAGAGGCGAUUUCUUCUUUACUGGCCUCUGAUCCUUUGCUUUGUAGGAAUCCUCCUUUGCUUUGUGGUGUUCAGACACUGUUGGAAGAGGAAGACGCUACUUUUCCUCGCGGCGGCGCCGGCGGGGCAACUCGACAACCACCAGCCGAGGAAGACAAAUAUUGUCAACAAGAUGAGUCAAUAUCAAAACUAGGACUGCAGCAAGAUCUUUCAGCAAAUCAAAGAGGACACGAGGACGCGGCUCCUGCACCUGUUGGUCCAAUAGUUUCCCAGUCUUCAUCAUCUUCUUCAUCUUCAUCCUCAACAACAACUGAAUUAUGCCCGUUGAAAGAUCCUCAUCCUCAACAGCAGCAGAUAACGAGACGAAGCGUCGACGAUCUGAUGUGGGCACUUACUGGCGCAUCGUCACCCAACAGGAAACGCAGCAGGCAUCGAAAACGUCACCAGUUUCGUGCAACGGAUAUUUUUUUGCGUGACUCUAAGGCUAAUUUGCCUGUGGAGGUAUUAGGUGGGAAGUUACUAAUACCAGCAUCCAGUUCCGGAGUUGCCCAUCUUGAUGGUCGUCAAGCAGAACAUCAAGGUACUGCUCGUUUACAAAACAACACGAGUUGUAGAGCUUAUUCUCGCAUGCUUAGAAGGUCAAUUUGUUGUCGGGUCGUGUUUUUUGCAGUUAUGAUGUACCGUGUUCUUUCACCUCCACAACCACAACAGGCCCUCUUCUUGCGCCACAAGAAUAUCCUGACACGACGCCAGCGACACAGUUGGCGCCACCAGCACUUGGACCUCUAGAACGGCAAAGGAGGGAGAUUUUGAAGGAGGUCGAAUCAGAAAUGAGGCAGUUGAUGGACCGGGAAGGUCAUUUAGCAACUAAACUCGAGAAACUCCGCUCAGAUCGGGAUGUAGUUUACAAAGAACUGGGACAACUUCGUGAGAAGGAAGCACGCAGAAUAGCGGAUGGAGUAAAAUUGAGGGAGAAAGUACAUGAAUACUACCGAAACCGGGAGGAACAACUUCGUGAGCACGAAAGUUUGAGGGAAGAACAAGCUAGAAUCUUCAGAAAGGAGAAGAAAUUGAAGAAAAAAGAAGAAGAUAAAGAGCAGGAGGAAAGGCGUCGUAGAGAAGAAUACUUGAAGUCGCUGAAGGAAAAGCGAAAAGCUGACCUUGCGCAGCGCAAAAGAGACCAAAUACGUGGGAGCGAGGUUUUGUGGGACGUCGUGCCCGAUAUCGUGCAGCAAGAGCGGGAUCGACAACAUGCGGCAAAAUGCCAGUUGAGAUCGGACUUUCUCAAGAACACAAGAAAUACUCAUGCAAGUGGAACAAGAAACAAAAAACAAGCCGUGGUCAAAAAUCAUGAUAUCAACACAAUUUCGAUUUCAUCGAAGGAGAAAGUAGAUAAACGUGAACAGAGAACUGCAUCUGCAACGCAACGUUCUAGUACGAGUACAAGUGACAAAAAAUGUUCGGGAGAUAGUCUUGAAGCUGCAGAGAGUAACGUAGAACUAGAAGAGGAGAACAUUUCGAAUGAGGGGUGCUUUUUCUAG